This is a messenger RNA of Chenopodium quinoa (quinoa), 355 nucleotides long. RefSeq names its product small nuclear ribonucleoprotein Sm D2-like. The transcript has 3 exons. Bases 98 to 340 code for a protein of 80 amino acids. The record is from RefSeq and is a predicted model, not a curated record. NCBI's taxonomy places the organism in Eukaryota, Viridiplantae, Streptophyta, Magnoliopsida, Caryophyllales, Amaranthaceae. Gene Ontology annotation, cellular component: catalytic step 2 spliceosome; U4/U6 x U5 tri-snRNP complex; U5 snRNP. Gene Ontology annotation, molecular function: RNA binding. Gene Ontology annotation, biological process: spliceosomal snRNP assembly; RNA splicing.
UGCGCACAACCCUUUAAUGUUUGGAUUCAACUAAUAAUGUAUCCUGUUUUACUAAUACUUUUUUUUUUUUUUUUUGGGUUUCAUUUUCAGCCUAACAAUGGAGGAAGAUGUUCCAGGAAAGAAUGAGGAAGAGGAGUUUAAUACUGGCCCACUAUCUGUACUUAUGAUGAGUGUCAAGAAUAACACGCAGGUCCUUAUCAAUUGCCGAAACAACAGAAAAUUGUUUGGACGUGUGAGAGCUUUUGAUCGUCACUGCAAUAUGGUUCUUGAAAAUGUCAGGGAGAUGUGGACUGAGGUUUGUCUUAACUAUCUACAAUCCCCUUCCCUCUUUGCCCCAUGAUUAAAUAUUACUUAG